AUGCCAGUCAUCCAUCCAUCUACCCACUCACCCAUCCAAUCAUCUACCCAUCAUCUAUUCAUUCAUUUUCCAUCUAUCCAAUCCAUCCAUCCACACAUCCACCCCUCCAUCCACAUAUCCAUCCACCCAUCACCCACCCACCCAUCCAUCCAUCCACACACACAUCCCUCCAUCCAGCACCCAUCCCUGCAUCCACCGUGUGGCUCCCCACGAAGGGACCACACAGCAGCCGAGGCCGGCGGUAGCUCUGGGAUCUCCUCCCGCUCAGCGGCAGCCUCCAGCCUCUCAGAACGGCAGGCAGGCAGCACCUGCCAGCAUCCCCAAGGAGCUGAGCACUUCCGCAGGCCGGGGCAGCUCUGGAGGCGCAAACAGUCCAUGCGCGUGGCUGCUGACCCAGGGUCCGGUGGGCGGACCACGCGCACGGACCCGCGGGGCCCGCGCUCUGGGGUCAGCCCGGGGUCAGGACGCGCGCGCCGCCCCGCGGAGCGCGCCCCGCCCACCGCCAUGCCCCCAGCAGCCCGCGUUCGAGUCCUGGCCCUGCGGCCGCCGCUGCGGGACCUGGCCUCCACUCUCCCGCGAGAGGCAGCCGCAGCGCCCCGCCCCACAGCGCCGAGAGCGCGGACGCGCACGGCGGGCUCGCACCUGGCCAGGCGAGAGCGAGGUUGGCGGGCGGGACCGAGGAAGCCCCGCCCCCUAGACCUGCCCCCUCCGCCGCCGGGCCAAUCGGAAGAGCGGCCGGCCCGUGUGGCGGCGGCGCGCGGGAGGCGGGACUGCGGCGGCUGA
Molecule: messenger RNA, 783 nt
Organism: Orycteropus afer afer
Lineage: Eukaryota; Metazoa; Chordata; Mammalia; Tubulidentata; Orycteropodidae
Source: RefSeq, a predicted model, not a curated record